CCCUAACCAUUAAUGAUAGCAGCCAUGGAAGAAUACUGUCUCAAACUCAAUUGAUAUCCCAUGGUAAAAAUAUCUUGAUUGAAAUAAUCAACUGAAUUAACGGUUCUGAUUUUGUGGAAAGAAUAGAAACCAAGGGACGAGAGAGUCGGUCUAUUCUUCCAAAACCCACCACUUCAUUCUCGUCUCUUAACAAAGUUAAAUAAACUUUUUUUUUGGUGCUUUUUUCCACCACCUCUUUUUUAUUUUCAUUUUCCCCUCUUUUUUCUUAUCAAAUUAAUAAAAACAAUCAAAUUAGUAAAUUACUAUCCAAAUCCACCUUUAGUUUAGAUCCUUCAAUUAAUUUCCCAUAUUCAUAAUCUGAUUUUUAUUUUGAUUGAAAAACAAAUUAUUUUCCCAUCAAAGAAUCAACUUUUUUGUUUUUUGAUUAUGGCAACAAGAAAUCCUUUAUACACAAGCCCUAAAAUUUGCAAGCAUCUAGCUGAUUACAAGCUAAGCCAUGGUUUAAGUGGCUAUAAAGCUCUUCAAACAUGUCUUAAAUCCACUCCAAAUGGAAGAACAAGUGUUUGUAAGUAUGAAACUAAGCUACCCAACUGCAGUUUUUGUAAUGGGUAUAAUAAAGAUAGAUUCUUUAUGUGUUUAAUCUGCUCUUCAAUCUCAUGUUCAAUCCAUACCCAUUUGCAUGCUCGAUCAGAAACUAGUCAUGACAUAGCUGUUGACAUUGAAAGAUCAGAGCUUUAUUGCUGUUUGUGCAGUGAUCAUGUCUAUGAUCCUGAUUUUGAUAAGGUUGUUGUGUGUAAGAAUAUGAUGGAUAUGCCUAAUAAUGCUGAUGGGGAUGAUGGGGUGAGGAGUUUGUGUAAGAAGAGGAAGUUGAAUUCGUUGAUGAAUCUUGAUUUGAAUAAGAGUACGCAGUUGGUUUCGAUGCGGGAUCGGAGGGAAAAGUCUUGUUUUCCUUUGGGGUUGAGGGGGUUGAACAAUUUGGGGAGUACUUGUUUCUUGAAUUCUGUGUUGCAAGCUUUGGUUCAUGCUCCUCCUUUUAGGAAUUACUUUUUGAGUGAUCGGCAUGAUCGCGAAACUUGUCGGAAAAGAUCAGCAGAUCUGUUGUGUUUAGCUUGUAAUAUUGAUGUUAUCCUUUCUGCUGUGUAUUCCGGGGAUCGGACGCCUUACAGCCCUGCUCAAUUUCUUUACAGUUGGUGGCAGCAUUCAGCAAAUCUAGCUAGUUACGAGCAGCAGGAUGCUCAUGAAUUCUUCAUUUCACUGUUAGAUGGGAUCCAUGAGAAUGAAGGAAAUGGAAGAAUCCCAAAUAAAGAUCAUGGAGAUUGCCAAUGUAGUGCUCAUAGGGUUUUCUCUGGGAUGUUGAGGUCAGAUGUUACUUGCAUGACAUGCGGAUUUACUUCCUCGACGUAUGACCCUUGUGUUGACAUUUCACUCAACAUGGAAACAAGUGCAUUUCCUACCGAUGUGGCUAACCGUUCUUUCAGACCAAACGAGAACAAUAGGAAAUGUACUCUUUCCGCCUGUUUGGAUUUGUUUACCAGGCCAGAAAAAUUGGGAUCAGAUCAAAAACUUUACUGCCAAAACUGUCAAGAAAAACGCGAAUCGUUUAAGCAAAUGUCGAUUAAAAGGCUGCCGUUGGUGUUAUCUUUACACAUCAAACGAUUUGAGCAUUCUCUUGUCAGAAAAUUGUCAAGAAAGAUUGAUUGGCAUUUGCAAUUUCCAUUUUCCUUAGAUAUGACCUCAUAUUUAUCGUCCUCGGUUCUAAGAACGAGGUUUGGGAACAGAAUUUUUUCGUUUGACAGUGAGGAAGCCGAUAGCUCUACGGAAUUUGAAAUUUUUGCUGUGAUCACUCAUUCAGGGAUGCUAGAAUCAGGACACUACGUGACUUAUCUCCGCUUAAGAAACCAGUGGUACAAAUGUGAUGAUGCAUGGAUUACUGAGGUUGAUGAAACAGUUGUGAGAGAUUCACAGUGCUAUAUGAUAUUUUAUGUGCAGAAAAUACUUUACUACAAAGCGAAUGAGGAAGUGAGCUGUGCAUCAAUGUCCCAAAGGAGGGAUCCGUUUCUUCCGAUUGCUGGUUGUUGUUAAUGAGACUGCAUCUAUGAUCAGAAACUGCAAUUACUACCUGCAAGUUCAGCUCUAAGACAAGAGAAACAAAAGUUUUUGCUUGCAGAAUCAAAUCACUCGGCCAAGAGGAAAGGCGCUCGAGUGGUGGGAGUAAUGACGGAGUUAGGGUUCAUGAAGAGUGCUGGUUUGAGAUGAAACUCCAGUUAAACAGUUUUUUCAAAUGAUAUAUGUGCUGGGUAUAUGCCAAUCUGCUCUGAGAAAAAUUGCCCAUAAGAAGCAUUUUAUCUGCAUGAGAGUGAGUUCUAGCUUUCCCUGUGCAUGGUUUUUGUUUUGCUGGGAAUUCUUUGACUGCAGCUCAGUCGUGUAUUUAAUAAUAUUAUUUGAAAUAUUGUGGGACUGAUGAUUCUAUAAUUUCUUUUAAUUA
Mercurialis annua (annual mercury) is the source of this 2485-nucleotide messenger RNA. Its product is annotated as ubiquitin C-terminal hydrolase 22. The record is from RefSeq and is a predicted model, not a curated record. Gene Ontology annotation, biological process: protein deubiquitination. The transcript is spliced from 3 exons. NCBI's taxonomy places the organism in Eukaryota, Viridiplantae, Streptophyta, Magnoliopsida, Malpighiales, Euphorbiaceae. Gene Ontology annotation, molecular function: zinc ion binding; cysteine-type deubiquitinase activity. The coding region runs from base 427 to 2082 and encodes 551 amino acids.